This is a messenger RNA of Topomyia yanbarensis, 4117 nucleotides long. Its product is annotated as glycine receptor subunit alpha-2-like. Bases 3174 to 3815 code for a protein of 213 amino acids. Gene Ontology annotation, cellular component: neuron projection; membrane; synapse. Gene Ontology annotation, biological process: signal transduction; nervous system process; chloride transmembrane transport. NCBI's taxonomy places the organism in Eukaryota, Metazoa, Arthropoda, Insecta, Diptera, Culicidae. Gene Ontology annotation, molecular function: transmembrane signaling receptor activity; chloride channel activity; neurotransmitter receptor activity. The transcript has 2 exons. The record is from RefSeq and is a predicted model, not a curated record.
CAUGAAUCAACAUCUUUACCCUUUGUAGAAUCGAUUUCAAAUGUCUUUUGUGUUGAAAUUAUAACAAAUUAAGAUAAAUCAGCAAAACAAAUGUUUGUUUACAAAUCUUAUUAGCCCUAUUCAAAUGUUGAUAUGGAUUUGUUUACUUCAAAAACCUUUUCAGGUGAUGAAAACAAACACUUUUGGUUUGACUUUGCAUCUGUGGUUGCAAAUGAGCUGUCAGACAUCUUACUACAGAGAGAUAUGUAUUACUGGGAAAUGUUAUUUUGAAAAAAAAACAAACUUUUGAGCUGUCACAUUUUAAUCAAAAGAUGGAAAAUACUCUAAAUGGUUUACAGCCUAAGUACUAGCCCAAAACUAGGCCGUAAUACCUUAAAGGUAAUAUGAAAAAAAAAAUCUCUAAUAGCAACAUUGUUAAUACUAAAACGGUCCCAACAAAAAUUCCUUUAACGGCAACAACAGCACAUUCAAAUCCUCUCUGCGUCGCACUUAUGUAUCAUCAAUUUGUAUGCAAUAAGUAUUACGCGUCGGAUUUUCAUAAAGUGUGUAGCAAUUCUCUUGUCAUCGUAUUGAAUAUCGAGCAAAGCGACUGCAUAAAACCUGAACAGUCCAUCUCGUCAUGUACGGAAAGCAAGAUUUACGGUUUAGAUCCACGUAUUCGAACCGAGGGUCUGGAUCUAAGCACCAAGUCUGGACCUGGUUCAAGUUCGGACCUGGUAAAGGGAAAAGGGGAUAGGUUAAAUCCGAGAACUGGUUGGGAUGCGGGAACCGCUCCGGAUCCACGAACUUGCACUGAUCUAGACUGAGAUCCGCUAUUCCGACCGGUUUCUCCCACUAUUAGAGCAGUAAUCCGCCAGGUUGGUUUGACUCGAUAGUAGUACUAUCAUAGAAAUCGACCGAAUUAUCCGACAUAUGAACAGAGCCGAGAUUGUCACGUACUGGAAAACUGUUUGGUUGCGUGAUACCGAAAUUCUUCAUGCCACCGUUUAUUACUCUUGCGGUAAUAAAUGUUUAGUACCGCAAAGCGCAUAUAAUAGAAACGUACCCGUCGGAUUUUGGGUGUAGUUUGCAUAUAAUGGAUGUUCCAAAAAGUUAUAUUUUUAUUAUAAUCUACAACAAAAUUUACCAUUUUUGAUAAUACUACAGUAUUUUUCAUUUCAAAGCUUCGAAAAUAUCACUGAAACUCUUUCAAUCUUAAUCGAAUCGCACAAAAAAUCCGAAAUCGCUUUUUGUAUUUCCCACAAGUUUUCUAUUUUUAACGAUAAAUGCCUCUGAUAGUAAAAUGUAGUGGUAGUGUUCGCUACGUUUUAAUACAAGCAUAAAAAACAUGUAAAAUGUUUUAUACCCAUUAGAUAGAAUGUCAUUCUAUUACUGUUAUUACCUCCCUUUGACUUUUCCAAUUAUUAAAUUGCGUAUCAACCGGAAUCAAUAUCAUGAAUCCGAUACAGACCAAUAACAAAAUCCUGUUUACCUGGUCGUUUUAAUGAAUUCAUCAAAUAUUAAAUAGGAUUUGCAAAAAUCGACAGACAGAUCACUCCCUGCAAGCAUACGAUGUAGGCCAUGCGAGCCAGAUUACGACAAUACUACAACCACAUCUAACACCACAUAAACUUAUCCCCUCUCGACUAAUCCACCUAGAUGACGACGUUGGCAUAUCACGAAUAAAUCAUAUAAGCAAACUUUUACGUCCCUUGCCCUAACAGUAUGUACUUUUAUGUAUCUGUAAUGCCAACUAACAGUACCAAACUGGAAACUUGCGCGCAUGACUUAAUACGAUUCGAUACAAUAACAUAAUGAUAUUCAACAUGAAACGAAAUUAUCGAAGUACAACUACCAUACCGCUAGGGAUAUAUGCAGUUGUACUUCAGCAAAGUGACUCAACUGUUCAGCAAACACAUGUAAGCUUAGAUUUUAAUGUGUAAACAAGUAGUAUUAUUAUGUCUUUAUGAUCGACACGAAAUACAGCCGUUUUGUAGAAGUAGAUGCAAAUGUGAUGUAACCUGUAGUGUUGCUACUAUGAAAGUAAUAACAGAAUUUUCAAAAUAAACAGUAGACAUGUACUAUUAUCGGUUUAGUAAUAAUCCAAAAAAAAAAAAAAACUAUGAAUAGCUCUCUCUCAUUACGUGUAAGCAAUUUUAUCGAAUAAUUAUUUUAAUAUGUAAUGAUCACCUUGAGAUUAUUUUUAACCAUAUAUUUCUUUACACCGUAGAUUUGCUUCCAGUAAUUGUCAGUAGACUGUAUUUUAUUUUCCACGUUUUCGAAACACAACGUUUCGUCCAUUAUCUAACAAAUAUUUCUUGUCGCCCGUCGUAGCUAGCUCCCAGAUACCAGACAGUAUUGAUUGUAACUGGAUGUAACAAGUUUCUCAAUCCCACGUAAUGUAAACAAUGUAGGAAGCCUGUGUAGAUUUUGCGUUAUUGCUAAUAUUUACGUAAAAUAUCGCAAAUAAAUAGUUCGAAAUAUGAAUACUCGAGAAACAAAACAACAACAACAAAAAAACAAUAAUUACAGGAACUCAAUAUUCACAUAAAAUGUUUGAAGUUGAAAUAAAGUAUUGGUAGAUAACAAAAAACAAAAUAAGUAGUUAGUUAUUUCCUCCCGCUUAUCGUACACUCUCGUGCAUACAUUCAUGUACAUUCUAUCUAGAACAUCUUUCGCGUCCAUCUUGUUUUUGAGUAUUGUUUUAAGCAUCACUCGCACUGUUUGUGUUUUACAUUUUAUUUGUAACUAUUCAUCUACCUGUAGCUUGCAACGUUCUGUAAUGUACCAUGUUAUCAUGUAAGUAUAAGAGUUUUAUACUACUGUAGAUCUUAGUCCUAAUUCUUAAAGAACUGACAAUUUCCUUUAUUGUUUCGAUGUAUUUUUUUUUAGAAAAAACAGAUACUAACAUUUUUGUACAUUUCUGUUAUUGUAGAUAACGAAACGCACAUUGCUGAUUGAAGCGGAUGCAUGUUUAGCAUUUCUAGAAUCACCGUAUACGAAUCAAAUAUGGCAACCAACGACAACUGUUUUUUUCUGUUAUUCUAUCUAACCUCUUAUGCAUUCAUAGCUAAUCGAAACAAUUGGAAAAUCUUAACUGACAACUGUUUUACUUUUUUUGUUUGUAUCUCAAAUUUCGCGACACAAUUUCGGCAGUAUCUCACACAGUGCAGGAUCUUGUAUUCAUCUGGAACAUGACCGAUCCGCUAGUGGUGAAUCCGGAGAUUGAACUGCCCCAGCUGGACGUUAGCAACAACUAUACCACGGACUGUACGAUCGAGUACUCGACGGGGAAUUUCACCUGCCUGGCAGUGGUGUUUAAUCUGCGGCGCCGACUGGGUUACCAUCUGUUCCACACGUACAUCCCGUCUGCGCUGAUCGUGGUCAUGUCGUGGAUAUCGUUUUGGAUCAAACCGGAGGCUAUUCCGGCACGGGUUACACUCGGUGUAACUUCACUGCUGACACUGGCUACCCAAAACACACAAUCCCAGCAAUCGCUUCCGCCCGUUUCGUACGUGAAGGCUAUCGACGUCUGGAUGUCAUCCUGUUCGGUUUUCGUGUUUCUUUCCCUGAUGGAAUUUGCCGUAGUCAACAACUAUAUGGGACCGGUGGCAACCAAGGUGAUGAAGGGCUACUCGGACGAGGACCUGACGGAAGCGAUCGACUUCAACAACAAGAACGGUUUCAACAAAGCGCAUCGAACGUCCGAUCUGCCACAGUACGAUACGUUCUGUCACGGUCGGGAGACGGCACUGUGCAUCGAUAAAUUUUCCCGUUUUUUCUUCCCGUUUUCAUUCUUUAUACUGAACGUCACCUAUUGGACGACCUUUCUGUAGAGACCACGAGGGAGAUCCGUCGCUUUGCUAUUACUAGGAUAAACAGUUUAGGUCUAAGAAGCCCCAGUGCAUGUUACUGUAAUGCUUUAGCUCUCGUAUGUUGAAUCUUAUUUUGCGACCGAAAUAAAGCACUCAUAGAAUAAUAUAAUUUGAAAGUAAGGUGAAAAACUUACGGCUGGAUUUUUCUUCAUACUGGUAAAAGUGAAACCACGCGGGUCUGAAUAGGGUGAGCGAGCCAUGCCCCGCGUUGGUGCCAUCUAAAACAAACAUUUAAAGUGAUAAUAAAGAUGAUCUGUUCAGGA